Gasterosteus aculeatus aculeatus (three-spined stickleback) is the source of this 3962-nucleotide messenger RNA. NCBI's taxonomy places the organism in Eukaryota, Metazoa, Chordata, Actinopteri, Perciformes, Gasterosteidae. The record is from RefSeq and is a predicted model, not a curated record.
AUCACCAUUUUUACUACGCGGAAGUAACAGCAGUAAACCCGCAGUAAUGCAGUAAAACGGCAGUAAUGCAGGGAGAUGUUUCUGAUUUCUUCCGACAGUAACAUUACCUGAAGGCAACUUCAGUUCGAAAAGUAUGGCGGCGGAGUGUUUGACAACCAUAACAGAGCAAUGGAUACGGGAGAAACUACAAUUAAAACAUCCAUUUCUCGGCGAUGUCCGCUCACUGAGCCUCCCGGGAACGCACGAGGAGAAGAUAAGACGUCUGGGAAACUCGCUGAAUAACUUUAUCCGACUCAAGUCUCUGGACCUCUCCUGCAAUGCGUUGGUUUCCAUUAAGGGGGUCCAACAUUUGAAGGUGCUGGAGAGGCUGAUCCUGUACUAUAACUGCAUACCUUCCCUCGAAGAGGUGAAAGUGCUGUUCGAGCUGUCGGCUUUGAGAGAGCUUGACCUGAGGCUCAACCCUCUGACCAAAAGGUACCCGGGGUACCGUCCCUGUCUGGUUCACGCCAUGCCUAACCUACGCAAACUAGAUGGUUCUUCAGUCAGAGACAACGAGCGCAAAGCUGCCAUAAUGCAGUUCUCCUCUGACCAUCUACCUCUGCAGAAGAGCUUGUGUUUGACUCGUGUCGCUGACCAAAGAAGCUGUGAUCAGAGAGUGGCCUUUGUUGACCCAUUAACCAAGGGGCUCUCGCUCCUGACUGACACUGAUGAUGUUGUGUUGAAUUUUGUUGGGAUUAAUCCUAGAGACCAAAGUGCAACUCAGGCCCAAUCGGUUCCCAAAGAGGCAACAGAGGAUGAAUCCAACGACUUUACAGAACAGAGGAGUUCUACUCCAAAACAGGAAACUGCUAAAUCCAUCCUUAGGUAUCCUAGCACCAAAUAUGAUAUCGCAAUGUACAAAGUGCCACACGUGAAAGAACCAUCUCAUAAAAGGAGCCCUACCUCGUUAGAAGUCACUGAAAGACCAAAGGUGUCCUUUGGCCCCUAUGUAGAGAAACGCAGACCUGUGGCGGGGAAACUAAAGCAAAAUGAGCUCCCCAAACCAACCCGACAGACAGCCAAGGGGCAUUACACCCCUAAUCCUGAUCAAAGUCAUGGUCAUAGUUCCACAUUAGUUAACAUCCGGCCUCCCAGUCCGCGUUGUCCUGGUUUGAAUUCGUCUGACCUCUUAAACCCCAUCUUGCAUCCGCCAAGACUGACCUCCUCCAGCGUAAACAAGACUGAAGGGGGGUCCGGCCAGCAAGGGGAAAAGAAAAAAAGGGGUAGUUAUAGGAAACCCCUGGAGAUGCUCCUCAACCUCGUGGACAAACACUGGACCGGAGAGAGGUCAUUGCAUCACAACAACAACUUCCUGUCUCAGGCUGUCCAGAUCCUCUCCAUGAUGGAAAGUGAUAUUUCCAGUCGGGAGGCUGAGGUCAGGACCUUACGAGGGGAAACCGAUGCCCUGAGCGCUCAAGCGGCAGCACGAGAGGAAGAGCACAGAAGUGAAGUGCGUGGCCUCUCUGCUCAGCUGGAGAAGGCCUGCAGUGGUGCUGGCAAACUAAAUGAGCAGCUGAAGAUUGUCUUGGAGGAAAAUGUCGCUUUACAGAAACAGCUUAUCAAACUAGAACGACAGUAUCUUAAGUCUAUGAUGAGAAGUUCACCAAUUACUCAGAUAAAAGCGGCUCAAACGGAAGUGGAGGAGCUGAGAAAAGAGAUUGAGGGGUUGAGGCUGAAGGUGCACGAGGCCGAGAAAGUCAAAGAUUUGUCAAAUAUGCUGCAAGAAAGCCACAGCCCUACUUUGUCGUUUGUGUCUGCGAAUGUGCUGCAGGUCCCUGGUGGCCACCAACGAGUGUUUGCUCGCUGAGCUGAAGGGAAGUGGGGAACUUUAAAGAGUGAUUUGAACGAAAAGAUUCACAAUGGGAUGAAAAUAUCAAAGCAAGACGUCCUCUUUGCAUUGCUUCUGCUGCGUGAGGCCCGGCAGCUACCGACUGUUUUAAAUCAUGUUUUACUUCAUACAACUGCAGUGAACAUUUAUGUGUGAAUGAGUAUUCCUUACCUUUUGGUAACUGUUGCAUUAGGGUUAGAGAACAAAAGUAAAUGAAUCCGUAAAGGCCGCGUUGGCCUUCUGGGAUGUUUGUGUAAGUGUGUGACUGCUGUUGUGUUAAAUAUAUUUACGGGGGAAAAUGUUAGCGAGAAGGUCAUAAUGUAUUUCUUGGAUCGGUGGCAAGAUCGUAUCUCUCUUAGCUGCUUUCCUGUGUUUUUUUUUUCUUUUUAGGUCACUUGUGUUUCCAUCUGCUUUGUAUGCUGCAGUGGAAUGAAUGCAUCUCGAUUCUAGCUGCACUGUGACUUUAUUUAUACCUCUGCCUUCAGGGCUGGAGAGCUACACACACACACACUGAUGGACUUCCCUCUCUCCAACACUAAUGCAAGAACUGGCAAAUGUGGAUGUUAUUACAUGACCUGAGCGAAGCUUUUGUUUAAUGUGUACGCUAAGGUCAAUGGUCGUCGUCGCUGCUGAUGGGAGUUGCGAUGUGUUCUCCAAAGAACCAUAAGAAUAUAAAAACUUGUGUUUUUGACUGACACCCGGUUACCGACUAAGCGGAUGUUCUGGGUGUGUUUUAUUUUUAUUUUAAGUAAUGCAUUACAAAUCAUGAACACGCAUUAAGAAGUCUAAAGAACAAAAACACACUGCAUGCACAAGGGCACAAUAGUACAUUAAAAGUUAUUGAAAGAUAAGACAAUAUUGUUCCUCCACAUUAAAGGUGCAUGUAUUUGGCAUUCAGCACAGAAAACAGAUCAGGCUACUGCAGCAGACAAAACAAACGCACUAAUAGCUGCUAUAUUUGCAUGACGCACGAUUCGUCAUCAGCUGAGGCUACAGGUAGUGUGUGACGCAAACAGUCACUGUUGGAAAAAUAUUCUACAAAAUUGUAUUACUUGUUUGCAAAAUGUUCCCUUUUAUCUGAUACAGGUGUGACUACAACAUUUAAAAAACCCGCUUUUGUUUGCUUUACAGGACGGUACUACACCUACAAUGUACUCCAAAUCUUUACCCAUAGACAAAUAUAAGAUUGGAGCAUAGCUGACUUUGUAUGUACAAGUUGGUACAUAUUGAUUACAAGCAAACAAGAUUUUAUCAUUAUCCCACAAAUUGAUCACACUGUAUUUUAAUAUAAAUUAUUUCUGCCCAGUAGUUUGUACUCAUAGCAGUUCAGAUAUGACACACUCCUGUCAUCUAUAUGCUUCUGAAUCAAAUGCAAUAUACAUAAACAUGCACAGAGUACAGCAAUACAGAAAAACCACAUAGGAAGCCAGUGUUAUAAAUUAUGCCAUGUGGCUAUAACCACAAAUAUAUUAGAACUACUGUAUAGAAAUCUGAUGAGGAAAUAUAAGUAAAAUGUUAAAAAUACAAUCUUAAAAACCUAAGCUCUCACGUUGUAGUUUGAUUUAAACAAUUUAAAAUGUAAAAACAUGUUGGAAAAAUGGUUUUGAGAGAAAAUAGAUUAUCCUAUUGUUUGUUUUGUUGAAGUGUAAGCAGCCACGUUUGAAAGUGGGGUUCUCAUGUGUUUGUUACAUAUUCAAAAAAGUACAGUUUUCAAAACCCUUUGAAACAAACUGACAAAACCCUUUCAUAUAUAUUUUCUUGGUUUGACCUGAAUGCAAAUUAUUCAGUCGAUAGUGAGACUAAAAAAUAAAAUGAACAGCAGAUUUCCUAAAGAGUUAGGUUCACUAGUAGGGAUGGCAGACAGACAAUUAACACAGAAGUUGGACACAUCGUUCAAAAGACUAAGCAUUAACAAUACAGUAUUUAAAAAAAAGCUAAUUCUUACUUAAACUCAAAGGAAAAAUACAUUUCCCCAACUGCGUACAGGAUUAGAAAAAGAACUCAAUUGGAAAGUGCAAUGUUGUUAACUUUUGUGCCACUUGUUUUUCUUGGCAUGUUGUUCAUUGUGCUCAAUAAAUAUAAGGCCCGAUCGUAA